This is a messenger RNA of Aspergillus mulundensis, 426 nucleotides long. RefSeq lists its product as uncharacterized. The transcript has 2 exons. Lineage: Eukaryota; Fungi; Ascomycota; Eurotiomycetes; Eurotiales; Aspergillaceae. Bases 1 to 426 code for a protein of 141 amino acids. The record is from RefSeq and is a predicted model, not a curated record.
AUGCAAUCCCUCCCCUCCGAAACCCCGGCGACGCUGCCGGCAGACCCGAUCCUGGUCAAGCUACUCCAGGCAUCCCGGACAACUACUGAGCCCAUCAUCUUCGAUGACUAUGGCUACACGAAGUCCUAUCCGCAGCUUUUGUUUGAUGUUGUUCGUACUUGGGAAUCUCUGAAACAAGCUCUUCACCCUUCAGCCCUAGAUGCCCGCGGCCUUGUGCGGCAAGAGCGCCCUUAUAUUGCUGCUAUAACACGCGGAGGAUACGAAUUCAUCGUUGCCUUUUUCGCUAUUCGAGCCCUUGGUGGCGCCUGUAUUCCGCUUGCCCCUGGUAUCCUCCCCGUGGAAGCCCAGCACUACGUGUCAAUCGCAGAGUCUCCCGCCCUCCUCACCGGAGAAUCCAACAUCCAGCACGCCACUGUCGGAGCGUAG